Messenger RNA from Manacus vitellinus (golden-collared manakin), 5947 nucleotides. RefSeq names its product phosphatidylinositol-4-phosphate 3-kinase catalytic subunit type 2 beta (gene PIK3C2B). The record is from RefSeq and is a predicted model, not a curated record. NCBI's taxonomy places the organism in Eukaryota, Metazoa, Chordata, Aves, Passeriformes, Pipridae. Bases 1 to 3336 code for a protein of 1111 amino acids. Gene Ontology annotation, biological process: cell migration; phosphatidylinositol 3-kinase/protein kinase B signal transduction; phosphatidylinositol-mediated signaling. Gene Ontology annotation, molecular function: 1-phosphatidylinositol-3-kinase activity; 1-phosphatidylinositol-4-phosphate 3-kinase activity; phosphatidylinositol binding. The transcript is spliced from 17 exons. Gene Ontology annotation, cellular component: cytoplasm; plasma membrane; phosphatidylinositol 3-kinase complex.
AUGGGGCGGGCCACGGAGGCGGCGCGGGCGCGCGGCCAGAGGGGAUGCCGGGCGACGCCGCGGGGGAACGGCCCCCAGCCCAGGGACAUCAACAUGUUCUCGGCGGCCCAGGAGCGGGCGCAGGACAAGCUGCUCGGCCGCCGCAUCUCCGAGGAGGAUCCCUUCGGCCUCGGCGGCUACGGCGGCAUCGACGCCAUCACCUGCCUCAACCUCAAGUCCACCUACGAGUCCGGGGUGCUGAGGGAAGCUUCCCGGGGCUGGAAGGAGGGCAGGAGCAUCUUGGAGAAGGAGUCGAGCGGGAAGCCUGUGGCUCGCAGCAAGACCAUGCCCCCCCAGGUGCCCCUGCGGACGUACGGCAGCAGGAAGAACCUGGCGCCCGGCAAGAACCGCAGGAUCUCCGUCGACCCGGCGCUGUGCUACACCCACGACGAGCUGCACGCCGUCGACGUCGAGGACUUCCUGCUCAAGAUCUGCGGCCUCGAGGAAUUCCUGCACAAGAUCUGCUUCCCAGUCCAGGUGAACCAUCUCCCACGGGAGACGCUGCUCAGUGUCACGCUCUUCGCUGUGCCCGUCCCACCCCCAGGCAGCUCCUCCGACACCAACAAGCAGCGGCGGGUCCCCGAGGCCCUGGGCUGGGUGACCACCCCCCUCUUCAACUUCAGGCAGGUCCUGACCUGUGGCAGGAAGCUCCUGGGCUUGUGGCCAGCGACCCAGGACAACUCCCAAGCCAGGUCGAGUGCCCCCAACUUCCACCAGCCCGACAGUGUCAUCCUGCAGAUUGACUUCCCCACCUCGGCCUUCGAGGUGAAGUUCACCAGCCCUCCCGCAGCCGAGUUCAGCCCCCGGUACGAGUUUGGCAGCCUGGGGGAGGAGGAGCAGCGCCAGCUGCGGGAGGCCAUGCAGAAGAAAUCACUCUACUGCUGCCCCUCUCUGGCCAUGUCCCCUCAGCAGGGACAGCUGCCCAGCCCCUCGUCCAGCCUGGCACGGCCAAGGCUCGCCCUGACGGGCUGUGCCUUCCUCCCUUGGCAGGACUGCUCCUACUUCAACUCCAACGCCGUCCCGCUCAAGCUCUCCUUCCAGAACGUGGAUCCCCUGGGGGAAAACAUCCGAGUCAUCUUCAAGUGUGGCGAUGACCUGCGGCAGGACAUGCUGACGCUGCAGAUGAUCCGGAUCAUGAACAAGAUCUGGGUGCAGGAGGGGCUGGACAUGCGCAUGGUCAUCUUCCGCUGCUUCUCCACGGGCCGUGGGCGAGGCAUGGUGGAGAUGAUCCCCAACGCUGAGACCCUGCGCAAAAUCCAGGUGGAGCACGGCGUGACGGGCUCCUUCAAGGACCGGCCGCUGGCAGACUGGCUGCAGAAACACAACCCCGAGGAGGACGAGUAUGAGAAGGCCGUGGAAAACUUCAUUUACUCCUGCGCCGGCUGCUGCGUGGCCACCUACGUGCUGGGGAUCUGUGACAGGCACAACGACAACAUCAUGCUCAAGACCACGGGCCACAUGUUCCACAUCGACUUCGGCAGGUUCCUGGGCCACGCGCAGAUGUUCGGCAACAUCAAGAGGGACCGGGCGCCGUUUGUCUUCACCUCGGACAUGGCCUAUGUCAUCAACGGCGGGGACAAGCCCUCCAGCCGCUUCCACGACUUCGUGGACCUGUGCUGCCAGGCCUACAACCUGAUCCGCAAGCACACCCACCUCUUCCUCAACCUGCUGGGGCUGAUGCUGUCCUGUGGCAUCCCCGAGCUCUCCGACCUGGAGGACCUCAAGUACGUCUACGAUGCCUUGAGGCCACAGGACUCUGAUGCCGAUGCCACCACCUACUUCACCAGGUUGAUCGAGUCCAGCCUGGGCAGCGUGGCCACCAAGCUCAACUUCUUCAUCCACAACCUGGCGCAGAUGAAGUUCACGGGCUCGGAUGCCCGUCCCACGCUCUCCUUCGCCCCCCGCACACACACCCUCAAGACGUCCGGCCGGAUCCGCGACGUCUUCCUGUGCCGCCACGAGAGGGUCUUCAACCCCAGCAAGGGCUACACCUACGUGGUGAAGGUGCAGCGGGAGAGCCCGGGCGAGGUGACCUUCGUGCAGCGCACCUUCGAGGAGUUCCAGGAGCUGCACAACAAGCUGCGCCUCCUCUUCCCCUCCUCGCUGCUGCCCAGGUACCCCCGCAGCCCGCUGCGGGCCGAGGCCGUGCCCGAGGUCGAGUUCCUCCGCAGCAAGCGCCUGGCGUUCCUCCAGCGCUGGCACCUGCCCGUGCCCGACCCCGACCACGGCUACCACAGCCUGGAGGAGGAGCAGCAGCACAGGGACGUUCGCCGGGAAGCUGCGGGGCACUGGGACCAGCGGGGCGGUGCCGGGCAGCUGGAGCAGCCCGAGGAUCCAGGGAGACAGCCCGUGGAGCAGGAGGGGGUCCGGGAUGCGGAGGAGGAGGAGGAGGAGGAGGAAGUGUUGCCUGUAGGGGAUGGUGAGGACUCGGACACAGAGCAAAACCUCCCGGUUUCGACCAGACCUGCGUGUGCGAAUAAAUUAAUCGAUUAUAUCAUCGGGGGAGUUUUCAGCGGGGAGGAGAGUGAGGGUGAGGAGGAUUGGGAUGAUGAUGGUGAUGAUGAUGACGAUGACGGGUUCGACAGCGAAGAGCUUCCCUCGGACUCAGAGGCCGGCAGCCAGGACGGGGAGAGGCUUCACCUCUGGAAUUCCUUCUAUAGUUUGGAUCCCUACGACCCUCAGAACUUCACAGCCACCAUUCAGACAUCUUCCAGCGAUCCGGGAAGGGAGAUGUCGGAUGUGGAAGAGGAGGAAGAAGAAGAAGAAGAAGAUUCGUGGGCAGAAUCCUCCUCAGGCUCUGCUCAUAGUUCUGAAGAGGAGGACGAGUGGGACUGUGGCAGCGUGGAUGAGGCAGAAAGCUUGAAACUUUGGAACUCGUUCUGUACCUCGGACGAUCCAUACAACCCUCUAAAUUUCACGGCAGCCUUUCAGACCGCAGAGAAAAAAGGGACGCCGAGUUCGGUCCCUGCCGAGCACUUCACUGUGUGCCGGGUACAGCUGGAGAGACGCAGCUGUGGGCUCGGUGACUUGGGGCACCGUGGGAUUCUGUCCGGCGAGAAAGCUGCGAAUUCCAAGCGGAAAAAGGUCACCUUCCUUGAAAAAGUGACUGAGUAUUACAUAAGCAGCGAGGAGGAUCGGAAAGGACCCUGGGAGGAGAUGGCACGAGAUGGAUGCAGGUUCCAGAAACGGAUCCAGGAGACAGAGGAAGCCAUAGGAUACUGCUUCACCUCAGAGCAUAGACAGAGAGUAUUCCACAGACUCCAGGAAAGCUCCUCCCAGAGGGUUGAUCCCUUCUAGCACCUUACCCCACCUUAGCUGUGUGACCCUAAAACACCCAUGAACACCUACACAAGAAGUGGCAGCUGCAUGUGCUAUUCUGGAAUGGGGAGAGAAGUGGGAUUGGAAUUGUCCCAGUUUUUGUGUAUUCAGCCUGCAAAUAUCCCUGAGUGUCCCAUUUUGAUAUCCAGGUGAAAUCCUGGAGGGUGAGAGUGGUCCAGUCUCAUUCCUUUUGAUUAACACUUGACACCCAGACUGCUUUAGGUGAAAUGCAUUCCAAAAAAAAAAAAAAUGCCUUGUCUGCCGUCUGUUGGGAAGUGGUGACUGUUUAGUUGGAUUUUUGCACUUUGAAAAAAAAGCAAAACCUAUUUUGAAGGAGAUAUUUAUGGGGCUCAGCCCCUGGUAUUGCAGUUUUGAUUUAAAGUUUCCCGAGAGUCGUGGUGUUUUCUCGUUGUUCUCCACCUUGUACAAAAGUCUCACAUGUUGUUCUCUAAUAACUUUGACUUAACUGUGUGAAUCCCUCCUUCUAGAUCCCAGUUUUGCAUGGAAUCCAGUGUUUUGAGUGUUUAUGUAGCAUUUUGAUGUCAAUGUUUCAGUCAGGCACACUGGGGGAGCUCUGGUGCAUCACAAACCCUUUGGUUUGACUUAUUUAAAUAAUACCUUGAGCCAGGACUAUUCCAGAGGGUUCUGGCUGCUUGUGCACCACAUUUCUUGCCUUUUAAGGCAGGGAAGUUUCUCAUCCCAAUCAAUAAUUAAAGCUUCAAGGCACACGUGGAGGCUGUGGGUGAUGUUUGAAUUUAGGGAGCCACGCAAGGGAACUAGUCCCUAAUUAUUUAUUUACUCUAAGAAUAACUUUGCUAUAAUUCUGCUUUAAAAUAGAGAUUGUGGUGGAUUCUUGUAUCCAGCCUGCUUGUUCUGGUACUUUUAAGGAGAAUUAUCUCUGAUUUAAGGAAAUCUGAAGGCAGCAAAUCACCGUGUUCUUUACCAAAAGCCAGUAUUAACACUCUGUGUGUCUGCACUGGGUCACCUGGGACAAACAACAUUCCACCUGUGGAAAGCUGAGCUCCUUGGUGGAAGGACAGCACUCCUGAUUUAUAUUCCUAACUUCAAAUAUUGAAUUAGUUCAGUUAAGAUAAAGAGCAGCACUGUUGGAGGGGGGUGUUUGGACCUGUUGGCCAAGCAGGUGUGAGGUCACCCAGAGCCCCAAACUGGAAGAAUUCCUGUCUGUUUGCACCAAAAUGGGUGAAAAAAAUAAAUGAGUUGCUGCUUGGUUUGUUUGUUUGUUCAGCUGAGCAGAAUCAUUUCCCUUUUGUAGGGGAGAAACCUUAAAAGUACUUUAAAUUUGUGAUGAAUCGUUUCAGUUUUUAAUUUGCAAGAAAAAUCACAGCUCCCUGGAGGGAAAAGCUUCUCCCCAGGGCUUUACUUUCUGCUUUGCUGUGGGGUCAUUUUGGCCAGGUCUUAAUUCUGACUCAAAAAUUUCCGAGUUUUUUGGCUUCAUGCUUUAAUCUCCUUGCACUUCUGAGGUUUUUAAAAAUUGAUUUGCUGUGUUUGCACUUAGAAAAUUCAGAGGAUUUGCUGAAUUACAGCAGAGUUGUGUAAACUUCAAAUCCAGCCAAAAAUUCCUGCAGCAUUUCAGAGGGGCUGCAUGAAGGCAAUGCAGCAAUGUUGGUUUCCAUCUUCCCCCUCCCCCCAAAAAAAAAAUUUGAUUCUCUUUUCCUACAAAAAAAUUCCAGCUGUGAAAUUGUAAAUUCUGAUCAGGCCCUCAAAUCCUGGGAAAUCAUCUCGGAAUUUCUAGGAGCCCAUUUUGCUGUCUCAUGUUGGAUCUGCUUUUCAGCUUAGGGAAAAGGGGUGAUAAACGUGGAAUUAGAAGGGAUUUGUUGGUUUAUGGUCAGUGUGAUCAGUACAAACCUGCUGCUCCUGGCAAGUCACACUACAGCCCUUUUUCCAUGAAUUUCCCAAUGUCUUUGAUCUUGGAGAACUUGGUGCUUCAGUUUUUCGUGGACAGCUCGUUUUUAUUGGUGCUUUGUGAGGAGCUUUGGAGUGGUGGGAAUGAACACCUGCAAAAAGCCUUGGAAAAACCUGUCCCUGGGAACAAACAGAAUUGAUAAAUUAUGGGUAAAUUAGAUCAACAACUGCUGCUCCCAAAGUGCUUAAACACUGGAAAAAUGGCUUUUACCCAUCCUGAAGUGUGUCCAGCACUCCCACUGCUGCUUCCCACCUGCUCGGGUGAGCUUUUCCACUGCUCCAACCUCACGUUUUCCAAGGAUCCAGUGUAAGGUGAGAGGGAAUUAACACUAAAUUCAUCACCAUAAACAUCUUUUAGAACUCGGUGUCACCCUUUCUUCCCUAGAAAAUUCCUUAAACUGGUCGUUCAGGCCGUGUCCAUGUGUCAGUGCUUGGGGUGAGACAGUAAAAAUAACACUUGUAGGACUUUAAAUCAAAACUGUGAUGAGCAGAUUUUAUUUUUGUAUAAUUUAGAGAAAACUUAGAAAACCUUCAGCAUUGGCUUUAUACAGAUUUUACUUGAUUUGUGUCGAGUUUGUUGGGUUUUUAUAUCUAAAGUUCUAUUUCUGUACAUAAUAAACUAUUCAGAACUAAUCUGUAAAUUGUAAUAAAGAUAUUUGCAAGAUAA